AUGGAUGCUCGUAGCGAUAGCCGGAAGCUGCCGCGUGGCGAGCGCUGUCCACAUUGCGGCUCUCGAAAGUACUACUUGGAGAAUGGCCUCCGAUUCUGUGCCGACAAUGGUCAUGAGAUUGAGGGGUUCAUCCAAUUCGACAUUGGGGAUGAGGUGGACGCCGGGAAGAUGGGCGGUGUCGUCCGGAAAGAGAAGGAGGUCCGAGAAGUUCAAAAGAAGCAGCUCACUGGCGUCGAAGGAAAGUCUCUGUAUCUGGAGGCUUUGCAGUUUGUGCUGAGGGCGCAGAUUUCGUGGCUCGUCGACGAGAAGGGACACCGGGCGGAGCUUGAGACCAUCGUGAGAGAUCUCUGGGAUCUGAGAACCAGAGGUUUCAGCUCGCUUGUUCCUGUAGAAGACAGCACAGGAGACGAGGGGCUGGAGAUGUUCAGCUCUCAACCACAGGGCGCGGAUAUCGAAGAGGUGGUGAAGACAAGCAAGCGAACGCACGACUGGGAUGGGGACCGAGGGAAUGACUGGCCCAUGCCCCGAAUGGUUGAUACGCUGGGCUUAUGCUAUUUGGGCUGUCUCUUGUUGCGGAUCCCAACACGCAUUGGGGAAAUCUUCCAAUGGGCAAAUGGGGGAAACAUUCCAUACAAACGUAUCUACUACGAGCUUCCCCAAGAGAUGCGGGAUCGACUGCCUUCGGGGUAUGCUCGGGUCAUCAAACUCCCUGUGCUCACGCCCCUCGAGGGUGGUCAGCUACACCAUGUGGUCCUUCAGCUGGCAACCGGCUAUCAGGCAAACUACGGCAUGUUCUUUCCGGCUCUCAAUGAGGUUCAUUUGCUGGUUCAGUACGGCAAGCAGCUUGCCCUUCCACUUGAAGUUGUCAGGACUGCGCGGACCCUGGGUAACGUACUGGGAGCGGGCUUCGAACUUCCGGUUACAAAGUCACGUACAUAUCCCAUUGACCACCCUGAAAUUCUGGCGACCGCAUUGGUGGUUGUAGCGGCCAAACUGUGGUUGCCACUGGAGAAUGGCCAAGUGCCGCAGCUAUCUUUGGGGAGCGCACAUGCUGGAAAGUUCAGUUGGCAGAGAUGGUCAGACCUGAUGGGUGAUCCUGAGUCGGUCCUGAGCUCUUCAGCCGAACAGCCCUAUCAGGAUGUUACUGUCGAACAGGUCACAUCUAUGGAUGACGCUGAGCUUGAUCGCUAUUUCGCACACGUAGCUGGGCUGGUGGACGACUCCAGCGAAAAUCCGUUGGCAGAAUUUUUCCCGAAGCAGCAACAACCAGAGCCAGAUGCCCCUGCUCGAGAAAUGACGGGGGACGAGGUGGAUACGAGGACAAGCACCAUUCUUAGGAGCCUCCUUGAGACAGUCACGAGCGAUGAUGCCGAGAGGCAUGAUAGCUGGACGAAGCCCAAAUACAUAUCAUACAGAACCGUCUCGGGAAUGACGACGUCAGCCAGGAAGCUGUAUUCGGCCGCUGUUUUCGCGCACUCGAGGCGCCCCACCACCAAAUCGUGCGGCCAGAAAGUGUCAGGCAAAUCCGGCCCUCGGAAUCUCGAACUUCACAUCGUCAGCGUCACCCAACAAACCGUCAAGAUGCAGAUCUUCGUGAAGACCCUGACGGGCAAGACCAUCACCCUCGAGGUGGAGUCUUCCGACACCAUCGACAAUGUCAAGUCCAAGAUCCAGGACAAGGAGGGCAUCCCCCCUGAUCAGCAGCGCCUGAUCUUCGCCGGCAAGCAGCUUGAGGAUGGCCGCACCCUGUCCGACUACAACAUCCAGAAGGAGUCUACUCUGCACUUGGUCCUCCGUCUGCGUGGUGGUAUCAUCGAGCCCUCGCUCAAGGCCUUGGCUUCCAAGUUCAACUGCGACAAGAUGGUCUGCCGCAAGUGCUACGCUCGUCUCCCUCCCCGUGCGACCAACUGCCGCAAGCGCAAGUGCGGCCACACCAACCAGCUCCGCCCCAAGAAGAAGCUCAAAUAG
Messenger RNA from Emericellopsis cladophorae, 1968 nucleotides. RefSeq lists its product as uncharacterized. Gene Ontology annotation, cellular component: ribosome; nucleus; cytoplasm. NCBI's taxonomy places the organism in Eukaryota, Fungi, Ascomycota, Sordariomycetes, Hypocreales, Bionectriaceae. Gene Ontology annotation, molecular function: protein tag activity; ubiquitin protein ligase binding; structural constituent of ribosome. The transcript has 9 exons. The record is from RefSeq and is a predicted model, not a curated record. Bases 1 to 1968 code for a protein of 655 amino acids. Gene Ontology annotation, biological process: modification-dependent protein catabolic process; protein ubiquitination; translation.